Letharia columbiana is the source of this 2301-nucleotide messenger RNA. RefSeq lists its product as uncharacterized. NCBI's taxonomy places the organism in Eukaryota, Fungi, Ascomycota, Lecanoromycetes, Lecanorales, Parmeliaceae. The coding region runs from base 1 to 2301 and encodes 766 amino acids. Gene Ontology annotation, biological process: positive regulation of mitotic metaphase/anaphase transition; anaphase-promoting complex-dependent catabolic process; protein K11-linked ubiquitination. Gene Ontology annotation, molecular function: protein binding. The transcript has 7 exons. The record is from RefSeq and is a predicted model, not a curated record. Gene Ontology annotation, cellular component: anaphase-promoting complex.
AUGUCGCGUUAUUUGACGCCGUCCAAAAUUGGACUUCUUGCAUUGAUAUCGCUGUACUCGGACUCUGUCGUGCCGUCAGCGGCAACCAUUCCUAUUUUGUCCUUCCUUGUCUCUCAUGUCCUUCCAAUUAGCUCGGUAGCUUCUCAGGAUAAGUCAUCCCUGCAAUCGCGCCAUGUUACGCUCGCUGUUGAAGACUUCCAGAAAGCCACUAUCAGCCAUGUCUCUGGCAUUCCUGGGAGGACUAUCUGGGAUCUACUGCUGAACAAACUGUGGAAGCUCAAUUCGUUCGACGCCUUACAUGACUUCUUUGACACCCUUUCGUUACUGCUUCAGAAGCCGCCAGAGCAACAGCAGCAGGAUGCCGAGGAUGUGAUUGAGUCCAAUCCUAAUCAUAUACGGCUAUCUCGAGCCUCGCCGAUGGGAUCAUUUGUCAGAAGAGCCCAACUUGAAUUCACGAGACUGCAGUUUCACGACGGCGUAACGUUGUGGAGAAAUUUCGUUGCAUACCGCGCACCAACGCUUCCACAAUGGAAGAAAAGAAACCAGUCUGCGAAUCACAACAGCUUCGAUGCAAACCUACAAGACGAACAUUUAGAUUUGGGAGAUCGAUUGACUGAUGUUGUCUACGGUGAACUCGCCCAUGGAGUUCAGCAUGACGCAAGUGUUAGCGCCGAGGACUUGGAAACGCUUCUAGAGUAUCAGAUUGACCAGAUGCAAAGAAUGGGCAAUCGGCUUCCCCAAGCAAUGAAGGCCAAGUUCCGGGCGAUGCUUGACACCGGCGUGACUGUGCCUAACCUGUCUCAUUAUGUAACUUUCCUUGACGCGUGGAGAUCAGGAGAUUACCCAUCAUCCUUCGAUAAUCUGCACCGGUACUUUGAUUAUACCAUGCAAAAUCGGGAUCGCACCUUCUACCAGUAUGCUCUGCUUAAUCUUGCCAUCCUUCAUGCAGACUUUGGGUGUCACUCUGAAGCUUUAACCGCAAUGCAAGAGACUAUAUCUACUGCGAGGGAAAAUAAUGAUAUGGGAUGUCUUAACUAUAGUCUGAGCUGGCUGUAUCAUUUCGGUAAAGCACAUCCGGAAGAAAUGGACGAUGUUCAGAAGAGAGGGGUGCUCGGGACAGAGAAAGAGACUUUAGCGUUCCUCAAGGCGAAAGCUAAGGAGGCAAGCAUGUGGGGUCUCUUGAGCACUUCGUUGCUCAGCGAGGCCAAGUUGGGCCUUAGUAAUGGUGACAGCGUAGCACAAGCUUUUGAGAGCAUCGUCAGAUCCUCACAUCUCAACGUGACAAAAGAUGUCGCAAAUGCAAUCGGCAGCCAGAUGUCGAUGCAAUCAUCCAUCUUUGGGAGACUUGGCGUGAGCUGCCAAGCCUGGCUAUCUGGAGAGCUUUUUCUUCAAUGCUACACCGAUCAGUCUCCCGUCGAAGACGUUGUGCAUUGUGUUUGCAGAAGCGCGCUAUUGCUUGCUCAAAGGGGACGAUACGAAGAUGCUCUUGCGCGCAUGGAAGAGGUCGACGAAGAGACUCUGCGGACCCUUAGACAUUCUCAGUACUGGACAUCGAAUUUGGGUCUAAUUAAAUUGCGGAGACAUUUGCAUCGAGACAACUUGGUUGCAGCCGAAGCGGUCCUUGCCCAACUACAAGCUCCUCCCAGUCUAGGUCAAGAUCUGCAUUUCAGUAUCCUGACUCUGGAGAUUGACCUCAAUGUGCGGCGUGGCGACUAUUCAAAAGCUAUGGAGAUCUUGGAAAAUCUAGCCUCCAAAUUGACCGAUGGAGAAGCAGACAUCUUUCAGCGCAUCAAAGUAAUGACACUGAAAGCGCGGAUCUAUGACAAGGCAGGGAUACCCCAAAAGGGCUUUUCCGUUGCUCUACGUGCCGCAAGCCUUGCACAUGGAGCUAGGUUAUUUCCGGCACUCUGGGAAGCCGUCGGCGCAGUUUGCGGUGUCCUGAUCAGCCUGAAGGAGUUCAGCGCAGCUGCAAAACUAUUGGAGAGCAUCAUGCCGCACACUCUCGAGUGCGAAGACUGCAAUUUGUCCGCACAGACGUUCUCCCUUCUUGCAGACGCUCAUAUGGGGAUGGCUGGGCAGGCAAAAGCCGAGACACUGCCGCGCAAGGAACAGCUGACAAGGGCUCUAGACAACAUAGGGCGAUCUUUUGACGAAUUUUCGAGGCUCGAGGACGUUAAAGGACAGUGUGAGAUGAUGGCAAAGAAGGCAACCAUCAUGCAUCUGAAUGGGGACCCAGUCCUGGCAAAUGAUUGCGCGGCAAAAUACCUUGAUAUUAAGCGAGCUGCAAAGGAUCAGAUAUAA